Molecule: messenger RNA, 885 nt
Organism: Ostreococcus lucimarinus CCE9901
Lineage: Eukaryota; Viridiplantae; Chlorophyta; Mamiellophyceae; Mamiellales; Bathycoccaceae
Exons: 2
Coding region: 1-885 (294 amino acids)
Biological process (GO): COPII-coated vesicle budding; protein import into nucleus
Cellular component (GO): COPII vesicle coat; nuclear pore outer ring
Molecular function (GO): protein binding; structural molecule activity
Source: RefSeq, a predicted model, not a curated record
AUGCACGACUGCGCGUACGACUACUACGGACGACGCGUCGCGACGUGCUCGAGCGACCGAACGAUUCGAAUCUUUGACGGAGAGGCGAAUCGCGCGCGAGGGACGCACGUGGCGACGAUCACGGGACACGAUGGACCGGUGUGGAGCGCGAGGUGGGCGCAUCCGAAGUUUGGAACGCUGCUCGCGAGCGCGAGCUUCGAUCAUCACGUGCGCGUGCACAAGGAGACGGAACCGAACGCGUUUUCGCUGGCGUACCAGACGCCGACGGGAACGCACGACGGGAGCGUGAACGCCAUCGCUUGGGCGCCGCAUGAGUACGGGGCGAAGCUGGCGUGCGCGUCGAGCGAUGGGUCGAUCUCCGUGAUCUCCUACGACGGCCAAGCGAGCUGGACGGUGGAGAAGAUUCCAAACGCGCACGCCAUCGGGUGCACGGGGGUGUCGUGGGCGCCCGCGGCGACGCCGGGGGCGCUGGUGAGCGCGGGUGGGGGCGCGAGCGUCGUCGACGCCAAGCGUUUAGUGACGUGUGGAUGCGACAACUUGGUGAAAAUUUGGAGAUUUGACGAGGAGCGACGCGUUUGGGGAUGCGAAGCCACGCUGAGCGCGCACGGCGACUGGGUGCGCGACGUCGCGUGGAGCGAAAACAUGGGUCUUCCCAUGAACACCAUCGCAUCGUGCGGGCAGGACGGCAAGGUGUUCAUUUGGACUCAAAGCGAACCGCGCGGAGCGUGGCAAUCGCGCGAGCUGCACGAUUUCGGCGCGCCGGUGUGGCGCGUGUCGUGGAGCACGAUGGGCAACAUUCUCGCCGUGAGCGACGGGAACAACACGGUGACGGUGUGGAAGGAAUCUUUGGACGGCGCGUGGAAUCAGAUCUCCGCCGCGGCGUGA